GAGAGAGAAACAGACAGAGUGAAGAAGAGGAGUGGAGCUGGAUUUGCCAGCAAUCUGACAGAAGACGCAUGGCGACGGGGGCGGCGGCGGCGCUCCCGCCAUUUCCCCCCAACCUAGGAAGGACCAAUCCCUAAUCGCCAUUUUCUUGAAGGGUUUAAUACCUUCCCUGCUGAAACAAUGUUCUGCAACGACGACGUUUAGCUGGUUGAAGAGGAAUUCCAUGUCAUGCCCUGUCUCCCUACUUCCGCUCAAACUCAGAUGAAUUCUUUGAUCUCCAAAACCCUAAUUCCCUCCGUCUCUCUUCGCUCCAAAACUCACUUCACUUCGAUCCCUAACUCACUUCCUAACUUCAACAGGGCCACCGCAACUAGAUUCAUGAGUUCUGAGUCGGCUCAGCGGGUCUUCCAACUCAGACUCGACCCACUCACCGGGAACUCGGAGUGGGUCGUCAUCGACGACAACGAGGAAGGUCCGGAAAGUUUCAAGGAGCCUCUUCUAGCUAGGACGUCGUAUCUCGACAUGCUCAAUGACUCUCCCCGGAACAGAGCCUACCGGUUGGCCAUCGAGAAGACUGUAACAAAACCUUGCCACGUUCUUGAUAUUGGUGCGGGAACUGGGUUUCUGUCAAUGAUGGCGGCAAGAGCAAUGGGGUUGAGUGACUCAACAGCUUCUCUUGGUAGUAGCAAGGGGAUGGUAACUGCAUGCGAGUCUUACCUUCCAAUGGUGAAGCUCAUGCGGAAAGUUCUGCACAGAAAUGGAUUUAUCCAGCUGUCAGACCCCUUCAAAAUAUUUGAAUUUGACUUUUGGAAACGGCCAAACAGUCAUGGAAAAGCUGAGCUCCAAAUAAAGGCAACAGAGGAUGGUUGUGUUCAUGCUGUAGUUUCAUGGUGGAUACUUCAGCUUGAUCGUGAAGGAACAGUCUUUUAUUCAACUGCUCCUCAAUGGAUAAAUUCACCAAUCAACACAGGUGACCAGGAUUGGUGUGACCACUGGAAACAAUGUGUCUGGUUCCUUCCUGGGAAGGGUGUAUUCAUAUCCAAGAGACAAGAAGUGUUAUUGGAGGCUAUUCAUACUGAUACUAGUAUUUCAUAUAACCUGAAAACCUUAGUCCCACGGUCUGACAUAAUACAGCAUGAUAAUAAAUUUGAGGAUUUUCAGCUCAUACUACCACCUGAAAGAGUUGCAAUUUAUGGAGACAGUAAUUGGAGACUGUCUAUGUUAACGGCUCUUAAAAAUGCUGUAAGAUCUCUCUCGACUCCAACCAUGCUUGUUAAGACUUAAGAGUCUUCCUCAUGCAUGUUGAAAUUGUCCUUUUGUGCUCCCCUUAAAAAAAUUUCAUAGUUAGUGCUGUUCUCAAAAUUUGAGUACCACUAAUUUUCUAUGCUAUUUCCCUCCUUUUGUUCUAGCACCCCUCUUUAUGUAAAUAAUUUUCUUUAUAGUUGCAGGGAAGAGCUAGCCCAUUAUGUGUUGUUGCAGAUGAUAGCAUUUUUCUAACACUUCUUGCUGCAAAUCUUUCAAAAACAUCACAUGUGAUAUCCUUGUUUCCUGGUCUGAGGGACAGGGGUGCACAAUAUAUUGAAACUGUUGCUAGUGCAAAUGGUUUCUCAAUGUAUCAUGUAAAAGUUAUUGGAAACAUGAAAACAUGCUUGACGAUGCAUGAUACUUGGCAUAAGAAGGUAAACAUUU
This is a messenger RNA of Rubroshorea leprosula, 1686 nucleotides long. NCBI's taxonomy places the organism in Eukaryota, Viridiplantae, Streptophyta, Magnoliopsida, Malvales, Dipterocarpaceae. The record is from the annotation of a GenBank genome assembly.